Molecule: messenger RNA, 2142 nt
Organism: Xenopus tropicalis (tropical clawed frog)
Lineage: Eukaryota; Metazoa; Chordata; Amphibia; Anura; Pipidae
Gene: lrmda
Product: leucine rich melanocyte differentiation associated
Exons: 7
Coding region: 163-900 (245 amino acids)
Source: RefSeq, a predicted model, not a curated record
CUUUUACGCAACAUCAGUUCUUCCGAUAAAGCCUACACGUGACGCCUCAGUGAGAGACCAGUUGCUGACAGUCAGCUGACAGGGUGGACGGUGCAGUUGCCAGUUUCAGGAGGUAGCGCUUUGUAUAUCCUAUAACUAGGUGAAAGCAGGAGCGCAGGAAGCAUGUCUGGAGACGGAGAACCUGUUGUUACGGAUACUCAGGUCAGUGUAAGAGGGGUACACGGAUAUGACGUUAGCAAGAUAUCAUACAUAGGAAAAGACUGUACAAAGAUUCCAAGUUUUCUUUCAAGGAAGUAUGGACAUCUGGCAAAAAGACUUGACCUGAGUUUCAAUUUGUUAAGGACCCUGGAUGGACUUGAAGGCUUUAGCUGCUUGGAGGAACUAAUACUGGACAACAAUCAACUUGAUGACCAUGUCUCCUUCCCACCGCUACCAAAGCUACACACACUAACUGUAAAUAAAAACCAGCUGACAGAUUUAGAAUCUCUCUUAGAUACACUGGCUUCAGUCGCUCCUGUCCUAGAAUAUCUCAGCUUGCUAGGGAACCAAGCAUGCCCUAAUGAGCUGGUGAGCCCAGAAAAAGAUGAAGAUGACUAUCAGAGAUACAGGUAUUUUGUUCUGAAUAAACUUCCUAACCUAAAGUUUCUGGAUGCCAGGAAAGUAACAAGGAAAGAGCAAGAAGUAGCAGUUUCAAGAGGAGCAUUUAUGAAAAUUGUUAAGCCAAAAGAAAUACAGGUUCCCAGUGGCGCAGAGUACAGCUCUCCAGACCUGACUUACACUCCUUUACCAAGUUUAUCCAGGGAUCCAACCAAUCACAGAGGAGUUUUAGGUAAAUGUCGGUAUAUUUACUACGGAAAACAUUCUGAAGGCAACCGAUUUAUUCGUGAUGAUGAGCUCUGACCUUCAGGAUUAUGGCUGCCAUGAAACAUCAGGCACUCGAUAAGCAUGCUGUACUGCUGAAUGUUCCUUAAAUCAUGCAAAAUAUUUGAGAGGAAUGUAAACAAUGUGGGAAACCAAAUUCUUUGUCAUUGAAUUUAAACAAUAAUGUGGAAACCUGUGAUUUGUGCCCUUGUUAUUUGAAAUUAGUAACAUUAAAAUAUCAUUUUUUAAAAGAGAACGCUCCUUCUUUAAGGAAAACUACAUUAGAAUUUUUAAGCAAGAAUUUCACCUGAGGAUCUGUUCCGAAAUGUGCUUGGUUUAUUAGUACAAUACAGAAUUGUCACAAAGCCAUAAUUAUUUCUUUAUAUUUGUUUCUUUAUAUUUCAAGCAGAAAAGUCCAUCUAUGAAAUGAUGUCUUGCUCUUCUCCACUGCCUGAUAUUUCUGUGGCUGUCAACAUCAGUCAGCACACUGGGUAGGAGAUAUGGAACGGAUAGUGACAGUUUAGCCUAAAGCUUAUACUUUCUAUUGGUGUGACUGGCAGCUUUAGAGGAGCCAAGCAUCAAGUUCAGAAAGAAAGAAAGAUCAGGCAAGGACCAUGAUAACUUUACACAACUUAUGCUGAUAGUCCUAAAGUUAUAUUUGUCUAUUCCAUCUGUAAUUGAUGUCUAGGCAGUACAUUGGUGAUUAUAGUAUUCAAAAACAGAGGCUCCAAGGGGCAUGUGUUUGUGGGGGUUAAACAUAUGUCACUACCACCACCAUUUUAGGUAGGAAAGUGGGAGCUACUGGGCAAAGCUGCCUGCAGCGAUCACAAAUAUCUGGUCAGUGGACUGACAUCAUUAUCUGCUGGCAGCCACAACGGCAUGCUACUUAGGAUUUUUCAAGAUGGCACAUAGCCCAGGUAAAAAGGGUUAUUGUAAAACAAGUGACCAUUUUAAACCUUUACUUGCUUCUUCCGUAGUUAAAUCUCCAUCACUUUCAAAUAGUUUGCAAAACAGCGAAAACUUUGCGAAAUGGUGGAAAUGUUGCGCGUCAAAAAAUUUUGCGCAAGUCAUUUUUUGAUGCGUGCAAAAAUUUUUGGAUGCGCGAAUCAAAAAAUUGCACCCAAAAACUGUUUUCGAUUAUCGGGCCCUCAGCUUUAACAGUUGAUAUCCUUCCUUUUAUGUUCUACCAUUCUAAUAUUAUGUUUUGUAUGUGAACACAAAGAACAAAUGUAACACAAUGAAUGUUUGUAUUAAAAAUACUAUAAUAAAAAAAAACCAUUU